This is a messenger RNA of Strongylus vulgaris, 591 nucleotides long. The record is from the annotation of a GenBank genome assembly. NCBI's taxonomy places the organism in Eukaryota, Metazoa, Nematoda, Chromadorea, Rhabditida, Strongylidae.
AUGGGUGUCGAAGCGUUGGUGUUAAUGAUGCUGGUGGCAACACUAACGCGAACGACAAACGAACAUAUGUAUGGAUACGCAGGCACGAGCUGCGACUCAAACCAUAGUGCACAAACAGAGAGACAAGAGUCGGUCUAUGGUGAUGACUAUGAGGAUAUUGGUCCAGCUCCAUUUGAACCCAUUGGUGCCGAAUCACCUACUCCUGUGGUCACUGAGCUACAAGUACCAUUGGAAGAAACCCAAGUCAAGUACAUGGACGAGUUCUAUCCGCUCAGCGAGAAGAAAAAGCGCAAGCUUGAAGGUCGAGUAGCUGAGGAGGAGGAGGCCGUUGAAGGGGAUGAGGAUCACCGUUGGUCCAAGCGUACCCAGAACGUGUUGAAUGCGAUCACAGCAAAAUUGCGUUCAACGAACGAAACUCAGAUUACGUUGAACGACCUUUUGACGAAAGGUGCUACUCGAAAGACGGCUGCGCAGAAGUUUUAUACACUUUUGGUGUUGAAGAAGUCACAAGCAAUAAACGUGGCACAACACGAACCUUAUGGAGAUAUUCUCAUCUCAGCUGGACCCAAUAUUGCUCAGACUAUGAAAUAA